Messenger RNA from Acaromyces ingoldii, 1077 nucleotides. Its product is annotated as inositol monophosphatase. Lineage: Eukaryota; Fungi; Basidiomycota; Exobasidiomycetes; Exobasidiales; Cryptobasidiaceae. The transcript has 2 exons. Gene Ontology annotation, biological process: phosphatidylinositol phosphate biosynthetic process; inositol metabolic process; signal transduction. Gene Ontology annotation, molecular function: inositol monophosphate 1-phosphatase activity. The record is from RefSeq and is a predicted model, not a curated record. Bases 32 to 1012 code for a protein of 326 amino acids.
CGCGACAACUGACGAACAGCAGCUCUCAGCCAUGUCAGACUUUGACGCUGCUUCCGUGCAGUCCUUUGCCAUCGACCUGGCCAAGCGAGCGGGCAAAGUCAUCCUGGACGGCUCUUCGAAGCGCUUUGCAGACCAGGCCACAGGUCAGCAGUCUUCCGCUGCAGACGAUCUGAUCAAGAAGAACACGGCGGACCUCGUGACAGAGGUGGACCAGGCCACCGAGGAGUUUGUCAAGGCCGAGAUUAAGCGGCAGUACCCCUCGCACAAGUUCAUUGGCGAGGAGAGCUGGGCGGCGGGGCAACAGAACCAGCUCGAAGACGCGCCCUCGUGGAUCGUCGACCCCAUCGACGGCACGACGAACUUUGUCACGGGUUUUCCCUUUGUCGCCAUCUCCAUCGGCAUCACCUACAAGUCCAAGGCCGUCAUCGGCGUCGUGUAUGCGCCCUUUCUCGACACGCUCUUCUACGCUCGAGAGGGCGGGGGCGCCUUUGUGGAGUCGCCCCAGCAUCGCCAGGCGAGGAAGCUGCCGCUGAAUCAGCCGCUGCCGCUGCCGAGCCUCAAGCAGGCCGUCGUGGCCGUCGAGUGGGGCAGCGACCGCAAGCUGUCAACGAUUGACAAAAAGACAAAGUUCUUUGCGAGCCUCUGCGGUGAUGCCGACCAGGGCGUCGAGGGCGGCCAGAUGGUCCGAGGCGUGCGCAGCAUCGGGAGCGCAGCACUGAGCUGCUGUUUCGUCGCCGAAGGCUCCCUCGACCUGUGGCACGAGAUCGGCUGCUGGAUCUGGGACGUGUGCGCAGGCAUCGUCAUCCUCCAGGAAGCCGGCGGCCUCGUCGUGGGCGCAAAGCAGGACACCCUCGACAAGAUCAAGGCCAACUCAAAGGAGCUGGGCACAGCCACGCCCGAAAUCCUCCAGGGCAGAAAGUACCUCGUGGUGCGCAACACGAGUCCGCGCGAGGACCAGAUCAAGACGGUCACGGCCUUCUACCAGACGAUGGACGAGUGGAAUGCUGCAUAAGCUCGAGCGGCACGCAAAGCAUGAAUGAAGUCUGAAUGCCAUGAAUUCUACUGCUGAAAAUGGGG